Molecule: messenger RNA, 1818 nt
Organism: Exophiala aquamarina CBS 119918
Lineage: Eukaryota; Fungi; Ascomycota; Eurotiomycetes; Chaetothyriales; Herpotrichiellaceae
Product: cytochrome c oxidase assembly protein subunit 15
Exons: 2
Coding region: 1-1818 (605 amino acids)
Biological process (GO): heme A biosynthetic process
Cellular component (GO): mitochondrial inner membrane
Molecular function (GO): oxidoreductase activity, acting on NAD(P)H, heme protein as acceptor
Source: RefSeq, a predicted model, not a curated record
AUGCUUCCUGCAUCUACUUUCAAUCGUAUGCUGAGUGAACUGUCUCCAGGACUCUCGAAACGCUUUUUUGCAUGCAGCAGUCGCAGCCACUAUGGACUUCGGACCGAGUCGCAGUCAACUCAUAAGAUCCAAGGUCUGGCGCCGUCAGCAAGGACGCCUGGCCUUGCAACAAGGCAAUUCAGCUCACGGCGGUCGACUUCAACGAAAAUAAAAUAUGAAUGGCCAUCUGCGACGAACUCCAUCCCUCGCUUCCGGUCGAACCGAAAUAUCAACCCCAAAUGGACCAGACCUUUCUCUGCAUCUGCGCGAUCAAGAACCGCCGCUGCCACGGACAUAAUUGAAAAUGCCGCUAAGAGUGAGGCAGGCAGGGCUUCAUCUUUCCCUAAGACAUCGACCAACGCGGUGGCAUAUUGGCUCCUCGGUAGUGCGGCAAGCGUCUUUGGAAUUGUCGUCUUUGGCGGCUUGACCAGACUGACAGAGUCAGGAUUAAGCAUUACCGAAUGGAAGCCUGUUACCGGCUCUCUCCCUCCACGCUCCCGGGAAGACUGGGAAGCCGAAUUUGCCAAGUACCGAUCAUCGCCAGAGUUCAAAAUCCUCAAUUCUCGAAUGACACUCGAAGAGUUCAAAAGCAUAUAUUGGAUGGAAUGGAUCCAUCGACUCUGGGGACGCUUUGUGGGCCUCAGCUUUGUACUACCCGCUGUCUACUUUGUGACGAGGAAGAAGGUGUCCAAACCUAUGGCCUGGAAGCUAUUCGGCAUUGCGGGACUGAUCGGCUUUCAAGGUUUCAUUGGCUGGUGGAUGGUGAAGUCGGGCUUAAAAGACGAUCUGUUUGCAUCUGGUUCACAUCCCAGAGUCAGCCAGUACAGACUCACAGCCCACUUGGGCGCAGCCUUCAUCUGCUACCUGGCCAUGCUGUGGAACGGGCUGGAUAUUCUUCGCACGAACAAUCUUCUGUCGAAAUCCCCUCAAACAUCCUCCUCCAUCUUGUCUCAGCUCCGUAAUCCGGCACUCAAAUCAUUCAAACGAUCUGUUGGUGCGCUUGCAGCGUUGGUGUUCAUUACUGCCAUGUCGGGCGGUCUCGUGGCCGGCCUGGACGCUGGAUUGAUCUACAACGAGUUCCCGUACAUGGGCCUGGGAUUGACACCACCGAAGUCAGAACUCUUUGAUAAGUUCUAUUCUCACCGUGAAGAUCAUAGUGAUUUAGUGUGGCGAAAUUUCUUGGAAAACCCGAGUUUGGUACAGCUCGACCAUCGCAUACUGGCAACUACCACGUUUUCGGUGGUCAUGGCUAUGUGGGCGUGGACAAAGUACUCUGCACAACUAAAGCAGGCUUUGCCUCGUGCAGCCGCCAAGGGAAUGCAUGGAGUUGUUGGGUUCGUGUGGUUGCAGGUCAUUUUAGGCAUCACCACACUGCUAUACCUCGUGCCAACUCAUCUGGCAAGCACUCAUCAAGCAGGUUCCUUGGCACUGUUGACAUGGACGAUUGUCUUGGGCUCACGAGUCUGGUUGCCUUCGACAAUGGUACAAAAGAUCGUGGCUGGAAGGAUGAGAUCUGCUGUAGCGGCGGGUGGCAAGGUGCAAGAUCAAGGAGCUGGAGCUCAAGUCAGCAAUGCUACUCAGUCGGCGCUCUUAAAUGGCGCCACCAACGGUCAAGCAAACGCCCACGUUGCCAGCAGCCUUGCAGCAGGUGGAAUUGGUCUGAUUCCCUUGGGGCUGUGGUUUGUAAGUAAUAAUGAGAAGGCAACGCAGCAAGGACUCAAUCGCGGCCGAAAACCGCAAGUAGAGUUCUUGCAGAGGCAAUCCGGGAAAGGGGCAUAG